Molecule: messenger RNA, 2136 nt
Organism: Spodoptera exigua (beet armyworm)
Lineage: Eukaryota; Metazoa; Arthropoda; Insecta; Lepidoptera; Noctuidae
Source: the annotation of a GenBank genome assembly
AAUUAAUCGUAAUUGAGCACGCACGUUUUCGGAUGCCGAUUAUUUCUUAUAAUUUACCGUAAAAUAUAAUAAACAAAUUGUAAUGGGGAAGAAAAAUAAAGAUUCUUUAGGACGUGCUCUUAUUAAAGACCGAUUUUCAAAGAAUCGUCACCGAAAACAUGUGGAGGACAAUACCAUGCUUCAUACAACAGAAGUCAAUGAUGGCUAUGAUUGGGGUCGUCUCAACCUGCAAUCUGUCACAGCCGAGUCCUCUCUGCAAGAGUUUCUUUCUACUGCUGAGUUGGCACAGAGAGAGUUUACUGCGGAGAAACUCAACUUGAAAUAUGUGAAUACUCUUCCAAGUGAAGUGGAAAUGGCGACUUCACAACCAAACUUUGACCAGCCUCUUACUGUACCAAGGAGACCUCCAUGGCACCCAGGUAUAUCGGCAGAAGAUCAGCUCAAUCGUGAACGUGAAGUUUUUCUUGAAUGGCGCCGUCACUUGAACGAGCUGCAAGCCUCGCUCGGAGCAGCUGUCACUCCUUACGAAAGGAACUUGGAGCUUUGGAAGCAGUUAUGGAGGACCUUGGAGAAGUCGGAUGUAGUUUUACUCCUUUUGGAUGCUAGGAAUCCUUUGUUGUUCAGAUGUGCUGACUUAGAGAAAUAUGCUCAGGAACAGAAGUGCAAAUGUAUUCUAUUAUUGAACAAGGCAGAUUUAACUACUGAAUAUGAAAGGAAAUGUUGGGCUGAAUACUUCACUAAAGAAAACGUCUCAAUAAUAUUCUUCUCGGCGGCUAAAGAAACAAAUGAACGUAAAAUAUCUGAAGUAAGCGAGGAAUCAAUACCUGAAGAAACAGAUUCAGAAACAGAUUCCGCAAUAUCAGACACAGAAGAUCAUAACUUAGAUGAAGAUACCAUUGAAAAAGAGGCUUUGAAACACACUGAAGAAGAUAUAGAAUUGUUUAAAAAGCAAUUAGGGGAUCUUGACAAGGCUGUGAAUGUUACUGCGGAUAGAAUAGAUAGGAUACAAGAAAUACUUGACAGGGUUGUUGAAAAUUUAAGACUAGGCCAACCUAUAGAAGAUUAUCCUGCUAAAGAAAACACAGAAAAUAAUGAAAGUACACAAAUAGAAGAAAAUGAGUCAAAAGUUAAUAAUUCACAUGAAAUAUUUGAUAGGGAGAAACUUCUACAAGUUCUGAAGAGUCAGAAAGUAGAUAGGUUAAAGAAUCCUCCUAGACUGAGUGUUGGUAUGAUUGGGUAUCCUAAUGUCGGCAAGUCUAGCUCUGUCAAUGUUCUAAUGCAGACUAAAAAGGUCAGUGUAAGUUCAAUGCCCGGACACACAAGACACAUACAGUCGUUAAUAUUAGACGACGAUAUCGAACUACUGGACUGCCCCGGUCUUGUGUUGCCAGCGUACGCCGUCGCCCCAGACCUAUUACUGACGGCAGUGUUGCCAAUUGAUCAAAUGCGUGCCCACGACGCAGCAAUGGCGCGUCUCUGCCAGUUGGUCAGCAAACACACGUUCGCCGAGAAGUACGGUCUCCUGUUACCUGACGAUGAUACAAAGGAACCGGAUUAUAAGCAGAUACUUACUGCCCAUGCGUUCAAUAGAGGCUUCAUGACGGCAGCGGGUCAGCCAGACCAGUCCCGUUCAGCGCGUAUAAUGCUAAAGGAAGCGGCCAGCGGACGGCUACGUUGGGCGCAAUUACCGCCUGGCUGUGAACCUCAACCACUCGACGAAAUGCUACAGGAGAGGAAGAAAAAUGAAAAGAGGAAACCUACUCCUCGUGAGGCGAGGAUGGUUGAGGGCUGGCUGAACAAAUCCAACGAGAUUGACAAAGCUUUCUUCGCGAUGCAGAAAAGCGCUGCCCACGUUAAAGGCAAACCAGUAUUCGGCAUUGCCGGGGCGCAAUCCGCGGACACUCAACUGAGCAAACCCUGGAAGCAAGAGAAGAAACACGCGAAUAAAAAUAAAAGAGAAAAGUUGAGGCGAAAAUAUGCUCACUUAGAUGAGCACUGAUGUAAGAAUGAGACGCAGAUAUGCGAUUUUUCCGUGAGAGGGAGAGAGAUGGCGGUAUAUUUAUUAGCAUUUUGUGGACAAAGUCUCACUUUAUCUGUAUUUCUGACUGUUCCAUUUUUAAAUAUAACAUAAAAAAU